AUGAUGUCCGUAAUGGUAUGGUCGCUGCAGUCGAAAAGUGUAAAAGCAACUUUACGUGAACAUGAGCAUGUCGUUGAGUGUAUUGAAUGGGCUCCGGACACCGCAUUGGCGCCCAUCAGGACAGAAGCUGGUCAUAAAGCAAAUGGUGAUCUGGGCGCUGGUCCAACACACGUAGUCGUUAGUGGUUCGAGAGAUAAAAUGAUAAAGAUUUGGGAUGCGUUGACGGGUACGGUGAUGUUCUCGUUGAUUGGACACGACAACUGGGUACGAGGUCUACGUUUCCAUCCUCGUGGCAAAUUCCUUGUCUCGGUAGCGGAUGACAAAACGUUGCGAGUAUGGGAUAUAGCGCAACGGCGCUGUGCAAAGACAAUUGAUGCCCAUCAACACUUUGUUACUAGUGUUGGUAAGUAG
This is a messenger RNA of Cooperia oncophora, 411 nucleotides long. NCBI's taxonomy places the organism in Eukaryota, Metazoa, Nematoda, Chromadorea, Rhabditida, Trichostrongylidae. The record is from the annotation of a GenBank genome assembly.